Messenger RNA from Danio aesculapii, 1586 nucleotides. It is a transcript of the gene lypd6b, whose product is annotated as LY6/PLAUR domain containing 6B. The transcript is spliced from 5 exons. The record is from RefSeq and is a predicted model, not a curated record. Gene Ontology annotation, molecular function: acetylcholine receptor regulator activity. Lineage: Eukaryota; Metazoa; Chordata; Actinopteri; Cypriniformes; Danionidae. The coding region runs from base 148 to 648 and encodes 166 amino acids.
GAAGUGACUUUGUGUGCUUUCUCUUUCCUUUUCCUUUGAUAGUCCCAGGCAAGACAGGAAUCAUUGCAUAUUUUCUCAGGGAAUCUGUCUGCUGGGUUAAACCUCCUAGCUUUUACAUAAAAAGGUGUCACUAACAGCAUUUCAAACAUGGCGACAGAUCUGCUCUUUGGCUCUGUUCUUGUCCUGCUUCUUGUUGAUUUGGUAACAAGUGAGAACAUUGAUUUCUACAAUCUCAGGCCUGCUAUAGAAGCCACUCCAUACCCGAAAAGUUUCAAGUGCUUCACAUGUGAACAGGCCUCAGACAACUACAGCUGCAACCGCUGGGCAGAAGAUGUGUGGUGUCCUCAGAACACCCAGUACUGUAUGACUAUUCAUCACUUCAACCAUCAGGGGAAAACAAAAUUUGUUACCAAAAGAUGUGCUGUUCGUGAUGAAUGCAGAUUAGCAGGUUGUAGACAUCACAAAAAUACACACCAUGAGUGUGUAUCUUGCUGUGAGGGCAUGGUUUGUAACGUAGAGCUGCCAACCAAUUACACCAAUGCAGUGUUUGCUCAGAGACGAACCCACAGCUCUGCAUCAGCCACUUUCAGGAGCUGGCAUUCAGUGAUCCUCCUAAUUCCCGCUCUCUCUGGACUCAUGCCGCUCUGAUCCCGAAGCUGCUCGCUGCUGAUAAACAGACAAAGGGUAUGUCAUCCACACUGGAAUAUCGUUACAGAUGGAUGAUUCUUCAAGGCCACAGCAAUAUCAUGCUGGAGAACGCUAUCCAUCAGCAGGAUGUUGCAGGACUGGACAUGUGGUCAGAACGUUCACCAGAAAUUCACCAUCUUGAUUAUGGGCUCAGAGGUGACUGAACAGUUUACUAAUCAAAUGGAGUUGCAGGGAAAUCACAUCAAGGCAGUGGCUCCAUAUGGCACCAUUAGUAUAAGGUCUAGUGGAUCUGUAAUAUGAAGGCCAAAACAUCCUUAUUUACGUUCGUGAACAGUGAGUUUGACAGUAUUUUGAGUGCGCCCAGGCUGGUUUAUCUAAAUUCAAAGUAUGCUUUUUUUUUAAGCUAAGGUUUCAUCAUCGAAAUUCAGUGUCACAGAAAUAUCACUGUACAAGCAGAGACUGAUUCUUCUUGCUGUGAGGCAAUCAUGACAACCACUUAGCCACCAUGCCACCUUUAGCCCAACGUGCCCAUAGAAUUGUUUUUGCUCUACUUACAUUUGGAAUUUUAUAUUACGUACCAAUACUGAACCAGGCUCAAAGACAUUUUUAAUUGCUCUUUUUGCCAGAAAACGCACAGACACUGUACUAGUUUGAAUAUUUUAGCGCUCAUGUGUCGAGUAAAAAAAACAACAAAUGGAGUAUACCUUGCACUUCAGUUCAAUUUGAAACUUUUUAAAAUCCUCCAAAAACAGUUGGACUCGGUUAAAUAAUCAAAAUCAGUAGCGGUUAUAGUUUAAACGUCACCCUGGGCGAACCACCCCAUAUACAGUACACCCUCCUCCCCUGAAAAAUAAAGGAGACGCUAUGUGGUUACAUUUUUGUUACUCCCAUUGGAACACAUGUAAUGAUCUCAAACAAACAAUUCAAACAGCAUACAA